UGACCUGCAAAGAUCCUAAAUUUUUAAAAGCUGAAUGUGCAUACAACACACCAGAUGACCAGACUGCUACUACUACUAUUUUAGUACUCCAAAUAAAAAGUUAAGGAAGACUGAAUCACUACAACUACCAAAUUUGGGCGUAAAAACAACAUCAUCUCAUCACAAUUUUCGAUUCUGGGUUUAAUAUCUGCUUUUGUGUUUCUAGAUCUCUCCCCCAUUUCUUGUUCUACAUCAUCUAAACUCAUUACAAAAGAUGGCAACACAGGCAGAAAGUCCUGCUGCUUCUCCUGGGGCUCAGGUUGUUGGCAAUGCUUUUGUGGAGCAGUAUUACCACAUACUGCACCAAUCUCCUGAGCAGGUUUACAGAUUUUAUCAGGAUUCUAGUGUGCUGAGUCGACCAGAUUCUAAUGGUGUUAUGACAUCUGUCAUGACCAUGCAGGGAAUUAAUGAGAAAAUAUUGUCCUUGAAUUACAAAGAUUAUAUGGCUGAGAUAAAGACCGCAGAUGCUCAGCAGUCAUAUGGAAGUGGAGUGAUUGUUCUGGUUACUGGAUACUUAACUGGAAGGGAUAAUGUGAGAAAAAAGUUUGCGCAAUCAUUCUUUUUGGCCCCACAAGAGAAAGGUUUUUUUGUUCUGAAUGAUGUCUUUAGGUAUGUGGAUGACGAAAAUUCAGGAACCGCUGCUUCAGAUCCUGUUGACGAUGUUAAUGAAAACGUGGGUCCAGUUCCACAGGAACCAGAACCAGAGCAGCCUCCUCAUGUGUCAGACCAUGAUGAACAAGUUCCUGAAUCCUCAUACGAGGAAGAUCUUUCUAAUGAAGCCGAAGUGGUUAAUCCUUCAGAUAAUGAAGAUGGAUCAAUAACUGAGGAGGAGAUUGUUGAGCCACCAAUUCAAUUGAAUCAGAGUGAGGUUGUGACUGUGACUUCAGAGCUAUCUGCUUCUCAAGAUGAUGCACCCAAGAAAUCGUACGCAUCUAUUCUGAAGACUAAAAAUUCCAUUUCAUCACCUAUACCAGUCAAAGCACCUAACAACUACACCAAGGUCAAACCUUCAAGCAGCAACCAAGAAGCAACUGUGAAACCUGCUCCAGUGACAGAGCCAUCAGUUUCAACCAGUGAAACAGGUCCUGAAAAAACCAAUGUACUUGAGGAAGCCGAAGGUCACUCUAUAUAUGUGCGAAAUUUAUCACAAAAUGCAACUCCUUCACAACUUGAGGACGUCUUCUCAAAAUUUGGGCCAAUUAAGCAAGGUGGAGUCCAAGUAAGAAGUAAUAAGCAAGGUUUUUGCUUUGGUUUUGUCGAGUUUGAAUCCUUGAGCUCCAUGAAAUCUGCAAUUGAGUUUCUACGGGCUCUACAAAUAAUGGAAGAGGAAGAUACCCUUCUUCUCGCGGUGGAUUCCGCAAUGAGAGCUUCCGAGGGCGUGGAAACUUCAGUGGAGGUCGUGGUUAUGGAAGAACCGAUUUUUCAGGUAAACCGAGGGGAGGAGCCGGAAGAGGUACUGAGGGUUAUCAACGAAUUGAUCAAAAUGGAGCUGGAAACAAUGGUCAUCAAGGCGGACAAAAGUAGGGAUAGUUUUUUUAGUUGUGGAAACCGAAGGGGAGCGAUGACUGACAAGUACAAGAGAUAGUUUUGUUUGGUAUACAAGAGAUGAUCCUUUUUUUUAACACUUCAGAGCUAUGUACUGCAGGAUCCUUAAUCCUCUUGAUUUUCAAUCGCGGCGUUAAAAUUUUUCGUUAUUUAUUUGUUUAAAUUAGGAUUUUUGGAAUUCGAUUAUUUUCUUAAUAAAAUAAAUUGGUUAUGGAGUUUCUGGA
Molecule: messenger RNA, 1808 nt
Organism: Amaranthus tricolor (Joseph's coat)
Lineage: Eukaryota; Viridiplantae; Streptophyta; Magnoliopsida; Caryophyllales; Amaranthaceae
Product: nuclear transport factor 2-like
Exons: 8
Coding region: 254-1624 (456 amino acids)
Cellular component (GO): cytosol; ribonucleoprotein complex
Molecular function (GO): mRNA binding
Source: RefSeq, a predicted model, not a curated record